CUUUUAGCAUUCAUAACUUUGGUGGAUUGUUCUGAUUCGAAAGCAGAUUGCUGGCUUUAUCAGGGCAUGGGCAGAAGUGACCUAAAACUGCAAACAAAAUGCUGCUUCUAGCUUCAGCUUUUUUUCUAACACUACUGCAGUGUUCUAAUGCCCAAAACAAAGCAAGCUUUACACCUGCAGACUGUAACACCAUUGAGACAGAUGCAGGAGUGGCCCUGGAUUUGGUCAACAAACACCGCAGAGAUGGUUAUGUUUUUGGUUUAUUCCGUGUUGCUGAUGCACAUGAACUACAUACAGGAAAUUCAUCAGUCCUCUACCUAACUUUGGAUGUGCUGGAAACCGAAUGCCCUGUCUUAUCCAGGAAACACUGGGAGUCCUGCGAAUACAGCGACACAUAUCCCAUGGACUUUGGGCAAUGUAAGAUUAUCACAUAUACGAACCAUCUGCUGAAGAAACCUCAACUGUAUGGAUUUAAUUGUACCUUAAGUCCAGUUCCACCUGAUUUAUUAGAGUGCAAAGAUUGUCCUGUGAAAAUUGAAGUCUUAGAAGUCACGGAGCAACAUAAAGAUAUUGCUACAAAGGCCCUGAAGAAAUUCAAGAUAGAAGGUAACCACACAAACUACUUCGCUGUGGACAAAGUUGAAAGGGUUUUAAAGAUGACUGGCUCCCGGGAAGGUCACAUUUUAGGAUUCUCUAUAAAGGAGACCAACUGUUCCAAAACUGUGCAGCAAGAAGAUCAGGCACUGGAUUGUGAUUUUCUCCAUGACUGGCAUGCUCACAUGGGAUUCUGCACAGCAAGAGUUAUAAGUGAUGCAGAUGAACCUGAUGGAACAGAUAUAAGUUGUGAAAUCUACCAUCCCUGGCAGCUUGGCUUUGGGCGAAAAGGCAAAGGUGGAAAACCACACAGACAUCCCCAUUUCCGUCAUCAUUUUGGUCACAGACAUCAUCAUGGACAUCAUCACAGACAUGAACGUCCACCCUCUUCUCAGCCCAGACUUGAAGACCCUGAGCAUAGCCAAAACUUCAACAAGGAAGAUCAAGACAGCCAUGAAGGACCUGCUCCUUCUUCUCUCCCUCCUCCCCAUGAUGAACCAGGUCAUCACUAUCCUCCUCACCAUCAUGGACCACACUGUCCUCCUCCUCCUCCUCCUCAUGGACCACACUGUCCUCCUCCUCCUCCUCCUCCUCAUGGACCACACUGUCCUCCUCCUCCUCAUGGACCACACUGUCCUCCUCCUCCUCCUCCUCCUCAUGGACCACAUCACCCCCAUCCUCCUCACCAUCACGGACCACAUCCAGGACACCCUCCUCAUCACUGUCAUCACCAUUACAGACAUCACUGCAACAAGACAAGCAUGUCAGGAAAGUAUUUUCCAUGCCACAUGACAGGAACUAUCUAUCGCAUUCCAGUUCUAAAUCAGCAGGAUUCCCUCACACCUCCCAGUGCAAACUUCCUCAAGCUAUCCCAGUUCAACACUCACUCUUCCAGCACUGGUGAAGGACUAAAGGAGAUGCCAGAAGAUCCAGGUUUUCCAUACCACCCUACACAAUCAGAAUCAUGCCCAGGAAAACCCAAACUUGUUCUUCCAAAAAUUUUGCCGUUAUUUCCCCAGAACUCCCUGGCAGAAAAUUCUCCAAAAUGACCCCAGAGAAAGAUGUUCCCGGCUUGAGAGUUGCAGGACCAAUGGCAGUUCUUCAGUGAAUGAAAACAGCACAUGGAGAAGGGGGAAAGUAUUCAGUUUCUAGGGAGGAGAAGCAUUGAAAAUAAUCAUUAAGCAUUCCAACUUGUGUCUUCAUUCUGGCUAUCUCAGGCUCCACUGUGACUGAAAGGCUCAAAAUUCUGAGUCCCUCAGAUACUGUGAAUGGGUAAAAAACUCGCCAGUAAACAAUGUUCCUUCAGUUCUAACUGAAAGGAAUUCCCUAAUAGUGAAAACUACCACCUAAAAUCUUUAAUUUUGUCAUCAUUCAUAAUUAUAAUGUACUUCUCAGAGGAAUCUGACCUACAGGAAAUUCGACUGCCUUUCACAAAAAAUGAUCCAUGGCACUACAUUCAUGCUUUAUACAGACUAAAAAAAAAAUAAAAAUAUGCAAGAAUUUUUCUCUUGA
This is a messenger RNA of Chiroxiphia lanceolata (lance-tailed manakin), 2106 nucleotides long. It is a transcript of the gene HRG, whose product is annotated as histidine rich glycoprotein. The transcript is spliced from 8 exons. Bases 99 to 1643 code for a protein of 514 amino acids. The record is from RefSeq and is a predicted model, not a curated record. Gene Ontology annotation, biological process: negative regulation of endopeptidase activity; negative regulation of fibrinolysis; heme transport. Gene Ontology annotation, cellular component: extracellular region; blood microparticle; endolysosome. Lineage: Eukaryota; Metazoa; Chordata; Aves; Passeriformes; Pipridae. Gene Ontology annotation, molecular function: heparin binding; cysteine-type endopeptidase inhibitor activity; zinc ion binding.